AUGGCCGCCGCAACCGCCGCCGACAUGGUCGCCGACGCACUCCCCUCUAACGUCUUCUCGGACUCGGACUCCGACGACCUACUCCUCCCGAACCUCCUCCCCUCCACCGCCGCACCCUCAUCCCCAUCGCGCGCGGAGCUCCACCACUUCCAAAUCCCCUCCCUGCCGGACCCCAUCACCGUCCGCGCGCUCCCCUCGCGGGGCCUCUCGUUCCAGCUCUGGCCCUCGGCCUCCACCCUCCUGCGAGUCCUCCCCGCCGCCCGGAGCCUCCUCCCCCGCCCGCGCGCCCCGGCGGGGAGCCCGCUCAGCGUCCUCGAGCUCGGCUCCGGCACCGGCGCCGCGGGGCUCGCCCUGGCCGCGGCGCUCCCGGCGCGCGCCGUCCUCUCCGACCUCCCCGACGCGCUCCCCAACCUCCGCCACAACGCCGAGCUCAACGCGCCCCUCAUUGCCUCCGCCGGCGGCGCCGCCUCCGUCGUGCCGCUCCGCUGGGGCGACACCGCCGCGAUGGCGGACGUGGCCGCGGCGCAGGCGGCGGCGUCCCCGUUCGACCUCGUCGUGGCGUCGGACGUGGUGUACUACGAGGCGUUGGUCGACCCCUUGAUAGAGACGCUGCGGUUCUUCGUGAAGGGGGAGGUAGUGUUCGUGAUGGCGCACAUGAGGCGGUGGAAGCGCACGGACAAGAAGUUCUUCGGCAAAGCGAGGAAGGUGUUCGACGUUGAGGUGGUUCACGAGGACCCACCGCUCGAAGGUUGGCGCCACGGGCCGGUGGUUUACCGGUUCACCGCCAAGAAGCAGCACGGCAAGAAGUGA
This is a messenger RNA of Miscanthus lutarioriparius, 810 nucleotides long. NCBI's taxonomy places the organism in Eukaryota, Viridiplantae, Streptophyta, Magnoliopsida, Poales, Poaceae. The record is from the annotation of a GenBank genome assembly.